Molecule: messenger RNA, 2848 nt
Organism: Hermetia illucens (black soldier fly)
Lineage: Eukaryota; Metazoa; Arthropoda; Insecta; Diptera; Stratiomyidae
Product: 2-phosphoxylose phosphatase 1
Exons: 4
Coding region: 362-2059 (565 amino acids)
Biological process (GO): dephosphorylation
Molecular function (GO): phosphatase activity
Source: RefSeq, a predicted model, not a curated record
ACCGUUAUUUACUCAGCAGCCCCUUAACAAAAAUUUCCUCUUUUGGCAUGUGUUUAUCAUUUUCGAAAAAAAUAAGAAACGAAAGUAAAUUUGAUAAUACUAAGCAUUUUAUCCAACGUAUUCUAUAACCAGAAACUUACCGUUAUCGUCUACAUAACCUCCAGUACCUCCAUCAUCAGUACACCAUCAAGUUUACACCAGGCGCAUGUGCCUCCCAUUCCCCAAAUUAAAUUAAUUCUUCAAAUGUCAAAACAUAGUAAAGUGAAAUAAAUCCCCUUAAAGGAUAUAAGUCAACAUCAACUACGCACAGUUGCUGUAGAGGAGGGAGGAUUUGCAGGAGCUGCGAAAUUGGACCACUAUCAUGUUCCUAAAAGAACUAUCGCGCUUUUUCACACAAAAUCGUACAUUCUACUGUUACCUGAUCCUGAGCGUUUGGAUUUUCCUUCUAAUAGCGGGAAUGUAUAAAUAUAUAGGAAUUACAAAUCCAGGAAACUCAUUGAAUUUCUUGAAUACAAAACAAAUGUAUGCUGCCCUGAGCCCAGCGGACGAAAGUUUAAAAUUGAAACGUUAUAAACAGUAUUGCACGCCUGUGGAUAGUUUAGUUCGUAAGGAUGAUGGUGGCUUAUUGGAGGGAUGGAAACUGCAGGGUGUGCUGCUUGUUAUCAGGCAUGGUGAUCGCGGUCCAAUGUCGCAUGUGAAAGGAAUAUCCUCGAUUAACUGCGGGACAGAGAAUGAUAGUUUAUUGAGUCGCUACAAAACCUUUCUCCAGAAUGUAACCAGUCCUUCGAGUUCGAACCACAUGUAUUGGAAUAAAAUUGGCCCAUUCCAUGGAUUUGCUUUACUCCCUCCGAACGAAAAAUCAUGUCUUCUGAUGCAACUAACGUAUAAAGGCAUCUCUCAGCUCCUUCAUAUCGGCGAGAUAUUUCAUCAGGUUUAUGCACAUCCACUUGGUCUUCUCCACAAGCCUCAAUCUACAUCAUCAAAAUCUACAAUUAACUCCACGCCUCACGCUUACCUCAACUCAGAUGAAGUUGUUGUCUAUACAACUCGUUACAGGAGAACCUUCCAAUCAGCUAUGGCACUACUCUACACAUUCCUACCAACCGAGAAGUGGAUUUCCUUAAAUAUUCGAGAAUCUCACAGUAUGUCAUUUUGCUUUUCUGAUUGUGCCUGCCCAGAAGUUGAUGAACUUCGAAAGAGAAGUUCCAGAUUUGUUAAAACCCAGCUAUCUCAGCAUUCUGUUGUGUCAGCUGUUGUACAAUGGCUUGGGCAGCUGUUACUACAUCACACAUCGAAUGGAAUGACCAGUGCUUAUGAUGUUAGAGAUGCUGUCCUAGCGUUAUUAUGUCACGAUGCACCUCUUCCAUGCAAAAAAUCCAAGUCAAAGGAUGCCAAAAGUCCUAUAACCAUAUCACCUCCUACUACCUUAGAUUUAAGUGAUGUUAUAAAUAUAGACCAGGAAGAUACUGCUGGAAAUGUUAUACAAGGAUCGGACACUAUGGACCGUGAAGAGGGUGAAUCACAAAGCGAAGGAUGCAUUGAAAAUAGUCAUAUAUCUGCGUUGAUGUCCUUUACAAACUGGCUAUCUGGCAAAGAAGCUCGCCAAAAAUAUUACAAACGAACAGGACUCCUGCGCGCCUAUGGACUAAUUCGUCAUAUUGUUGGAUACAUGCUUAAGAUGAUCUCAGGCGACCGGACCAAAUUCGUACUGUAUUCGGGCCACGACUGGACAAUGCAAUUUCUAACAGCAGCGUUCGGAAUCCACACGGAAACUACUUUUAUUCCUUAUGCAUCGCGAAUGGCCUUUGAAGUAUAUAAAAGCGAAAGCCAUACAGAAUAUUAUUUUCGUGUGAUUUAUAAUGGUCGCGACGUCACACAACAAAUUGAUUUUUGUGAAGGCGGAAAGAGUUUAAGGGUAAGUCGUGAUAGUCGAGGUAAUAAGGCGGAUUUAUGCCCAAUAGAAAAUAUUAUUAGAUUUAUCCAUGAUGAUUACUUUGGCCCACUGAACGCAACGAAUUUCAAAGAUGCAUGUACUAUACAAUCGUUCAGUGAGUUUUGAAAAUAAUUAUUUUGAGUAGGAAAAGAUUCCUUGGCAUUUAAUUUGUAUUGACUUUUUAGUGCAUUUUUCUAAUCAGACUGUCUGUGUAUUGUUUAAAUGCUCUAAUGUGUUAAAUGAUCAUUUUUCUCCUAAGCAUAUUAGUAUGCGUAAAUUGAAUAUGUCUUGCUAAAGUUAAACCCCCGGAAAAUCCUCCCCCUUCACACGUGCUUGCCUCUGUGUAAUUCUUCACUUUUUGUUAUUUUCUAUAAUUAUGUUUGAAACAAAAAUGUAAAUUUUUUUGCGCAUCGAAUUGGUUCUCAUUGCUGAUGUGCCCUAUUGCGUUUAUCCAUGAAUACAACCAAUCCUUUUCGACUCAAAUGUGUAAAGGGCGGAGAGCUGACAUUUUUGUAAAACUUAGUCAACCAUCAUUUUUUUUUUGCUUGAUUGUGCUGGUAACAAUUUAAGAGAUACCCUUUUUCGAUAGCCUUUUCUAGCCUUCUCACCAGUAAGAUUUGAUUCGUCUUUUUCGUUUUAUUUGAUCUUAAAAAUCAAAGAAGUUUAAACUAUUCGGGUUAGGUUUGAUCCUUAAUUAAUUGAAACAUAAACAUAUCUAGUUGGCAUCAAAAGGCAAUAUCUACAGUAUUCUUCAAACUGCCCUGCUUUGAUGUUACUUUAGCAUUUGUCUACGAUGUCUAAUAAUAUGAUAAUAAUCGUUGUCGUGACAAUUCAUAUUGAAUCAGGGCCUUGAAUUGUGUUAGAGCCCUUCAUUCAAGACCGUGUACCUUUACAAUACAUUGCAGGAGGCAAUGU